Quercus lobata is the source of this 2072-nucleotide messenger RNA. Its product is annotated as sugar transporter ERD6-like 5. Gene Ontology annotation, biological process: carbohydrate transport; transmembrane transport. Gene Ontology annotation, cellular component: membrane. Gene Ontology annotation, molecular function: sugar transmembrane transporter activity. NCBI's taxonomy places the organism in Eukaryota, Viridiplantae, Streptophyta, Magnoliopsida, Fagales, Fagaceae. Bases 20 to 1531 code for a protein of 503 amino acids. The record is from RefSeq and is a predicted model, not a curated record. The transcript has 19 exons.
UCCCACAGGCCUCUCAUAUAUGGUGUUUCUGAAUUGCUCAUCACUUAGAAAUAAGAAAGUGAAAUCAGUAGAAAGCAUGGAAGAAGAAGAAGAAGCAAUAACAAGGUCACUACUUCUCAAACAAAAGCUUGACAGUAAUCAUCAAUGGAGCAGUACUAGUGAUCAUGGUGGUGUGCAGCUAAGUGAAUCCUCAUCAACCACAACAUCUAUUGUUGUGCUUAGCACUUUAGUGGCCGUAUGUGGAUCAUUUACUUUUGGAAGUGCAGUGGGGUAUUCGUCACCAUCCGAGUCUGGAAUUGAGGAAGAACUUGGCCUUACUUUGGCGGAGUAUUCAUUUUUUGGUUCGAUAUUAACAAUUGGAGGAAUGUUAGGUGCAAUAUUUAGUGGGAAAAUUGCGGAUUUCAUUGGUAGGAAAGGUGCAAUGGGAGUUUCAGAAAUAUUCUGCAUCCUCGGGUGGCUUGCAAUAGUAUUUUCAAAGGAUGUUUGGUGGCUUGACCUUGGAAGAUUUUUAGUGGGAUGUGGAAUUGGGGUUCUAUCCUAUGUGGUUCCUGUUUAUAUUUCUGAAAUUACACCCAAGAAUGUCAGGGGAGCAUUUACAUCACUUAGUGAGUUGAUGAUAGGUUGUGGCAAAGCGCUCACAUUUCUCAUUGGUUCACUUGUCAAUUGGCGCACCGUGGCUCUAAUAGCAAUCAUUCCUUCUUUAGUGCAUCUGCUUGGCCUAUUUUUCAUUCCUGAAUCUCCUAGAUGGUUGGCCAAAUGUGGUUGCUUAAAAGAGUUUGAAGCUAUGCUGCAAAUCCUUAGGGGAGAGAAUGCUGAUAUUUCUCAAGAAGCAGCUGAUAUCAUUGAAUAUACCGAAAACCUUAGAGGGAUAUCUGUAGAUGGAGUUCUACACCUAUUCCAGGGGAAAUAUGCUUAUUCAGUCGUGGUUGCAGUUGGACUGAUGGCUUUCCAAGAAUUUGGAGGACUUAAUGGGUUUUCAUUUUAUACAAGUUCUAUAUUUGAGUUAGCAGGCUUUUCAAGUAAGAUUGGCAUUAUAGCAGCAGCAGUUGUUCAGAUUCUAAUGACAACUUUGGGAGUACUCUUGAUAGAUAAGUGUGGAAGACGGCCGCUUCUAAUGAUUUCUAUGGCCGGAACAUGCUUAGGUUGUGUCCUCACUGGAUUCUCAUUCUUCUUGCAGGAUCUUCAUAUCGGGAAGGAGAUCAUUCCCAUUUUGGUGCUUAUUGGUGUGUUGGUAUACUUGGGCUCUUUUGAGCUAGGCAUGGGAGGAAUACCAUGGAUUAUUAUGUCUGAGAUAUUUCCAAUAAACAUAAAGAGUUCAGCUGGAAGCCUUGUGACAUUGGUCAACUGGAUGAGUUCUGGGGUUGUAUCUUAUGCUUUCAACUAUGUACUUGAGUGGAGCUCGGCAGGGACAUUCUUCAUAUUUGCAGUCAUAUGUGGUAUGGGAAUUAUAUUUAUUUAUAAGCUGAUUCCAGAGACGAAGGGGCGUACACUUGAAGAAAUCCAAGCAUCUUUUACUCAUAUCCAUCAAUAAGAAAUUUUUUUUGAUAUAUGGCAUCCAUCAUCAAUGUAUAUAAUCACAAUCUGAUAAGUUUGAACUUUGAGAAUGCAAUCACACAAGGACAAUAGCCUUUAGGCCAACCAACACUUCUUGUCAUCUUCAAGAUCUGAAUUGUAUACAAAUAUACAAGAAGGCUAGAGCAAUGGGCCCCUUCAAACUUAUGUUGGGUGAAUGAAGUCCAACUUGAGUUUGGUGAAAGAGGUAUGAGGAAUUGUGCUAUAAUGAAAGCUUGAAUGCAAAAAUGGACUGUAAAAAUGAAAUCAGAAAACAAAAAUUGGCUCACUUGGGUCACAUGAAAAAGAAUGUAAUCGUCCAUAAAGAGAUUUCCAACCGAAGUGUCCUGGCCUUGCUCAUAAUGUUUACUUGGGCUUCAAGGUCGGACACAUUUUCAAACCAGGAAAUAGAGCUCAUUCAUCUGUUUCGUCUCUAUAGACAUCCACUGACUUGGGCCUUAAAGUCUAAUGUGUAGUCGAUGAGAGUUUUCUAUAUCCAUUCAUGGAAUUCAACCCAGAAA